Messenger RNA from Closterium sp. Naga37s-1, 1758 nucleotides. Lineage: Eukaryota; Viridiplantae; Streptophyta; Zygnematophyceae; Desmidiales; Closteriaceae. The record is from the annotation of a GenBank genome assembly.
AUGUGCCAUGUGUCCCAGAGCCUGCCGACAGCAGCCCACGGCAAGGUCAUCCUCGGGGGUGCGAGAGGGGUUGUGAGGGCCAAGGGGGGUUCACCACCAGUCGUUUCAAGCGGCUCGCUCGCUUCUGCUUCGGUGUCUGCCUCUCCUUCGCCCCCCCCCUCUCACACCAAUGCUCUCCCACGUUGCCAUGUUCACCCGCAACAGCCCCCCCUCCCCCCUUCCGCGGUUCCUCCCCUCCCCCGCUCGCCUGGCCCCUCCUGGAGCCCAUGGAGAAAAAUCUCGUCCCUUCCCUCUCCCCCGCCCGUCCCCACCCCUCCGCCCGCCCCUUCUGCCCUCCUCCCCUAUCCUGCUCCGCCUCAUGCUCCCCCGUCUCCCACCCAGUUUCCACCAAACCCAACGCGCCAGCAUCCCCCCUGCCCCUUCUCCACUCCGCACCUCCCCUCCCCACUGCGCCCCCCCUUCCCCCUACCUGCGGCGCCUUUCCCCCUCCCCGUUGGGUGGCAGCACUGGGUGCAAUGCACAUUUGGCCUUUCCACUGCGUACCGCCUACCCCACCCCACCAUGCGCCAUCCACCAGCAUCUCUCCCCCCCACACCAGCAUCUCUCCCCCCCACACCAGCAUCUCUCCCCCCCACACCAGCAUCUCUCCCCCCCACACCAGCAUCUCUCCCCCCCACACCAGCAUCUCUCCCCCCCACACCAGCAUCUCUCCCCCCCACACCAGCAUCUCUCCCCCCCCACACCAGCAUCUCUCCCCCCCACACCAGCAUCUCUCCCCCCCACAACAGCAUCUCUCCCCCCCACACCAGCAUCUCUCCCCCCCACACCAGCAUCUCUCCCCCCCACACCAGCAUCUCUCCCCCCCACACCAGCAUCUCUCCCCCCCACACCAGCAUCUCUCCCCCCCACACCAGCAUCUCUCCCCCCCACACCAGCAUCUCUCCCCCCCACACCAGCAUCUCUCCCCCCCACACCAGCAUCUCUCCCCUCCACACCAGCAUCUCUCCCCCCCACACCAGCAUCUCUCCCCCCCACACCAGCAUCUCUCCCCCCCACACCAGCAUCUCUCCCCCCCCACCAGCAAACACCUCCUCCACAGUAGCUGCCACCACCAAACACUUGCCUCUCCAGCGCCACCCAUCAUUACCCCACCCUCACGUCCUUCCCCUCACCUCCCUCCCCUCGCCUACCCCUCCCCUGGCCUACCCCUCCCCUCGCCUAUCCCUCCCUAACCUCCCUCCCCUCCCCUCACCUACCCCUCCCUUCAUCUCCCUCCCCUCACCUCCCUCCCUCCCCUCCCCUCACCAACCCCUCCCUUACCUCCCUCCCCUCACCUCUCUCCCCUCACCUUCCUCCCCUCAACUCCCUCCCCUCACCUCCCUCUCCUCCCCUCACCUACCCCUCCCCUUACCUCGCUCCCCUCACCUCCCUCCCCUCACCUGCCCCACUCACCUCCUCCACGUUAGGCGCCAGCACCACACACUUGGCCCUCCCACUGCGCACCGCCUGCCCCACCUCCUUCAGCCCUGCCAGCACCCGCCGCCUCAUCGCUCCCUGUCCUGUCCCCGUCUCCCCAUCCACCCCUCCCCCAUCUCCCCCUCCCCCCACACUCGCGCUACUGCGCACGCUGCCACCUGCGCACGCGCUCGCACUGCCGCCCACGCUCGCGCGCCUGUCUCGCCAGCACCACCAUGCGUUUCAAGCGGCUCGCUCGCUUCUUAUUCGGUGUCCGCCUCUCCUUCCCCCGCCUCACACUAA